UUCCGACAUGCAGUGAAGUAAGCAGUCUCUACGUUACAGACCGUACACAUACAAGAUGAGCGCUCAUCUGGACGAUGAGUUCGAAGAUGCGCCUGAUGUUGAACCGCUAGAACCGACCCUGAAGAAUAUCAUCGAGCAGAAGUCGUUGAAAUGGAUUUUUGUCGGUGGGAAAGGUGGUGUUGGGAAAACUACGUGCAGUUGCAGUUUAGCUGUCCAGCUUGCUGCUGUCAGAGAGAGUGUCCUCAUUAUUUCGACAGAUCCAGCUCAUAACAUCUCUGAUGCUUUUGACCAAAAGUUUUCUAAGGUGCCUACAAAAGUCAAGGGCUAUGACAACCUCUUUGCCAUGGAGAUCGACCCAAGUCUGGGAGUGGCAGAGCUGCCCGAUGAGUUCUUUGAGGAGGACAACAUGCUUAGCAUGGGCAAAAAAAUGAUGCAGGAGGCCAUGAGCGCCUUUCCGGGCAUCGAUGAAGCGAUGAGCUACGCCGAAGUCAUGAGGUUGGUGAAGGGAAUGAACUUCUCUGUGGUGGUGUUCGAUACUGCCCCCACUGGUCAUACACUGCGACUGCUCAACUUCCCGACUAUCGUGGAACGUGGCCUCGGUCGCCUCAUGCAGAUCAAGAACCAGAUAAGUCCAUUUAUCUCUCAGAUGUGCAACAUGCUGGGCUUGGGUGACAUGAAUGCAGAUCAGCUGGCAUCAAAGCUGGAGGAGACUCUGCCGGUCAUCCGCUCUGUCAGUGAGCAGUUCAAGGACCCGGACCAGACCACCUUCAUCUGCGUGUGCAUCGCAGAGUUCCUCUCCUUGUACGAAACGGAGCGGUUGAUCCAGGAACUGGCCAAAUGUCGAAUUGACACCCACAACAUCAUCGUCAACCAACUGGUUUUCCCUGACACAGAGAGGCCGUGUAAAAUGUGCGAAGCCCGCCACAAAAUCCAGUCCAAGUAUCUGGACCAGAUGGAGGACCUGUACGAAGAUUUCCACAUAGUCAAGCUGCCGCUACUGCCGCACGAAGUUCGAGGUGCAGACAAAGUCAACACAUUCUCGAAGCAACUUCUGGACCCCUAUAAACCCCCGAAUUAGUGAUUACUCAUCCCCCUCUUGCUCUUUCUUAUCCCUUCCUGAAAACCUCCACUCAUAUAUCUUUAAAGCAUUUAAGCUCUGCGAUAACACCUCAUCCUUCAUCAUCAUGUAUUUAAUGUUUGCAAACCUGUGCGGACACCCGGACAAGUAUCCUUGAUAAAUUGUACAGGUUUCAAAAGAAUACUUUUCCUGACAACAUAACGGCAAUAAAACACCUCCACCAUG
This is a messenger RNA of Synchiropus splendidus (mandarinfish), 1303 nucleotides long. RefSeq names its product ATPase GET3. Lineage: Eukaryota; Metazoa; Chordata; Actinopteri; Syngnathiformes; Callionymidae. Gene Ontology annotation, biological process: post-translational protein targeting to endoplasmic reticulum membrane. The coding region runs from base 56 to 1078 and encodes 340 amino acids. The record is from RefSeq and is a predicted model, not a curated record. The transcript has 7 exons. Gene Ontology annotation, molecular function: ATP binding; ATP hydrolysis activity. Gene Ontology annotation, cellular component: GET complex.